AUGAGACCAGAAUGGAAUAAUACUGAUCUGGAAUGCAUUUGGAUUACCAUUCCAGGAAGUAACAUAGGCUCUUCGUAUGACAUACACAUUUCGGUAGUUUAUAUACCACCUAAUCAUCAAAUAUCUUCGCGCAUAAAGGAUCUCAUUAACACACUGUUAGCUGUUCGUGAUAAAUACCCAAAUGACUAUAUAAUUGUUUCAGGAGAUUUUAAUUUACCAUGUAUUGACUGGAGUUCUGGAGACCCAGUUAUACGUAGGAAAGGAUCAGUCGAAGUUCAAACUGCAGCAUCUGAUCUUAUAUCUUGUUGUUCUUUCAUAGGACUUUCUCAAUACAAUACACUCUUAAACAGUAGCAAGAAUACUCUAGACUUAAUCUUUUCAUCUUUCCCAAUAAAAGUUCAAAAAUCUGAAUUUGUGCUUGUUAUAGAAGAUGUAUAUCAUCCAGCUCUGUACAUAUCUGCGACGGACAUCUUAGUACCUUCACGUAGGCCUUCUUUAAGGACUAAAUAUCAAUUUAAGCGAGCAGACUACCGUAGUAUGAAUGAUUUACUUUUGAAACAAGACUGGGCUUUUAUCACAAGGGAAACAAGUUUAGAUCGUGUUACUGAUAAAUUUUACAGUAUAAUAAAUGAAUUAAUUGAAAAAUUCGUUCCUAAAAUCCGAUGUAGUAGUAAUUAUUCUUAUCCAAUAUGGUACAGCAGAGCACUAAUUAACCUUAUAAAAGAAAAGAGUAAAUUGCACUCUAGUUGGAAGAAGCAUAAAAAUCCGAUUGAUUACGCAGACUUUUCGGAGCUGAGAAAACGACAAAAGAUACUACAGCAACAAUGUUAUAAACUGUACCUAGCACGCACUCAAGAGAAUAUUAAACAUAACCCCAAAGCUUUCUGGAGUUAUGUAAAGUCUAAGCGUAAAUACAAUUCUGAUUAUCCUCAAGAAAUGACAUACGGAGACACUAAAUUGAAUAACCCAAUAGCAAUCUGCUCGUCAUUUAACGAUUUUUUUAAAAGUAAUUUUACUAAAUCUAUAGACAAUAAUUUGACUAUACGAUCCGAUAAUUUAAAUUUAAAUGUAAUCCAUGAUAUUGAAAUAAAUCCAGAGAAAGUUAAGAAUUUAAUUUUUGACAACAUGAAAGUUGAAGAAUGUGGGUUGAGAAUGGGUAAGUCAACCGUCAAAUGCCUUUUGUACGCCGAUGAUCAAGUCAUAUCUGCAUCGUCGGCGGCCGAGUUGCAAAUGAUGGUUACUUUAAUGAAUUGUUCGGGCAAUAAUGACUUAAUCAACGAAUCGGAAAAUGUUGAAAUGCUAACUGCGGACCUGCGCGAGCUAGGAUCGACAACUAGCACAUCACAACGGAAUUCGCUAUUGGCGUUCAAUGCACCUGAAGUGAUAUUCGAACCUCCACAAUCAGCGACCGAACAACCACCUCCUACCGAGAAGGAGUCCGCAGUCUAA
Parnassius mnemosyne (clouded apollo) is the source of this 1449-nucleotide messenger RNA. The record is from the annotation of a GenBank genome assembly. Lineage: Eukaryota; Metazoa; Arthropoda; Insecta; Lepidoptera; Papilionidae.